Messenger RNA from Effrenium voratum, 1317 nucleotides. The record is from the annotation of a GenBank genome assembly. NCBI's taxonomy places the organism in Eukaryota, Dinophyceae, Suessiales, Symbiodiniaceae.
AUGAUGAAAUGCGCGCGGAGCCUGGGCGUAGUGGGCCUGGCGUUGGGCUAUGUUCAGUGCCGGCUUUUGGCUGCCUUUGGGCAACACGGAAAAGGAUUCACGCUGCCCCGAACACUGCCUACAAGGCGCCCACACACGGCUCGCCGCGCAGCGGAGAGCGCAGAAAAUCAGACUGAUCAGGACCCGCCGGACACCGAGGCUGGAGUGUUGGCUUGGCUGGAAGAACGCACUGGCACUCCCGAAGGGUUAGAGAUAGGCACGAUGCUGUUUCUGUCCAAAGAGAGGGAGAGGCUGGCAGCGGCUGAAGAGGCUUUGGUUUUGACCAGGGAAAUGCUGGCCGAUUCGGAGAAGGUGGCUGACGCAAUGUUCCUUGCCCUUUACAUCCGCGCUGCGCAGGUUGGCACCUGGCUUGGAGCAGAUGCGUGGCCCGCGUCCUUCCUCAGCAAGGCAAGCGUGCCGGGCAUGAAGUGUAGAGAGGCUGCGCAGGCCAUGCUUGCCGGGAUUGAGUCGAGCGUAGUCAACAAGAAUGAGACCAGCGAAAUCGUGGACGCUUAUGUGACUGCCACGUGGGGGGACGAGGCUAGCUACACCUCUGACAGCUUUGACGGGGUGAUGAUCUCGACCCCGCCUCAGCAGGCCAGCGUACAGUAUUCCAUUGGCAUGCUGUGGGGCUACGCGAUCCGAGGCGUGGCAAAGCGCCUCGCCUUGGACCGCCAGCUGGGCACAGUGCCCGAGUUGGUGAGCGCGCAGCGACUACAGCUGGAGAGGGCUUUGGACCUCAACUUCAAUGAGUCCUCGAAUGGUCCGCCGACUUUCUUGCAGUAUGCCAGUGAAUUCUUUUCCCAUGAGGAUUGGGCGGACCUUUGCCGGCCCAGCAAUGUCGCGGUGAACAUCAUGGAGGCAGAGCUUCAGGAAGCAAUGCACGCUGUGGCCAUCCUAUCCAGCGUGUCCCAGGAUGGCGAGCUGGAGGUCAUUUCGAGCUCCGAGGAGGAGUUCGAGAACGACUUCGAGCUGGACAUGGUGCUUCUGGACCAAGCUGAAUGGAAGGGCUUCCAAUACCGGGCGGUGGUCUACGGGUGCUUGCUGGCAGAUGCCGAGGCCUUUGUUGGCUCAGAAGUGGGCCUGGAGCGGAGCGAGAGAUCGUGGGUGCGCGCGCUGACGAAGUCUCGAGCUCUCUCCGAACCCCGGCCGGAGCAGGGUCGAUUGGUGGCCGCCAGCGUUGCCAUGCCCUUGCGGCGCGUGGUUCAAGCACUCAAGGGUCGCGUGCUGGCGACGAAGCUGCGGGAAGCCCGCCAGAGCAGCGCCCCUGUUCUCUGA